This is a messenger RNA of Carica papaya (papaya), 2513 nucleotides long. The record is from RefSeq and is a predicted model, not a curated record. Lineage: Eukaryota; Viridiplantae; Streptophyta; Magnoliopsida; Brassicales; Caricaceae.
AGAAAAAUUCAGGUAGAGACUUGACAGAGGCAGAUGGAGCAGAGAGGCUGAGUUGGGGAAGAUGUUUGGUUCUCUCCGUCCAGCUGCUACCCCAGUAUUUGGCUCGUUACCACCUUCCUCGAGCAAGAAAUGCGCCAGGGCACCUGGACGCAAAUGGCAGAUUACUAAACAACUACCAUGUGUUUCUCCAAACUCCUGUAAGAGUUGUGUGUUCCUAUCCUCAUCCACGAUCUUGGAAAAUUUGAAGGUAGAUCAUAGCUUUCGAAUCUCAGCUGUUCUCACAGACAACAAUCCAAGAAUGACAAACUUUGAGAGAGAUUCAGAAAAUAUUGGUAUUUUGGUUGUUGAUCCAGCCUUGGAAGGAUAUAAAGAUCACUUCAGAUAUAGAAUGAAGAGAUAUGUAGAUCAAAAAAUGCUUCUUAUAAAACAUGAAGGAGGUCUCAAGGGAUUUGCACGAGGCUAUUUACAAUUUGGAUUCAACAGAGAAGAAGAUGGGAUUGUGUACCGUGAGUGGGCCCCUGCCGCCCAGGAAGCAGAAAUAAUUGGGGAUUUUAAUGGAUGGAAUGGUUCCAACCAUAAGAUGGAAAAGAAUGAAUUUGGUGUUUGGAGCAUCAAAAUUCCCGAUUCUGGUGGUAAUCCAGCUAUUCCUCACAAUUCAAGGGUAAAGUUCCGAUUCAAGCAUGGCGAUGGGGCAUGGGUUGACCGGAUUCCUGCUUGGAUAAGAUAUGCAACUGGAACCCCGGAGGACCUUAAGUAUUUGAUUGAUAAAGCACAUAGCUUAGGUCUGCAAGUCUUGAUAGAUGUUGUCCACAGUCAUGCAAGUAACAAUGUCACUGAUGGUCUUAAUGGCUAUGAUGUUGGCCAAAGUUCACAGGAUUCUUAUUUCCACACUGGAGAUCGAGGUUAUCAUAAAUUAUGGGAUAGUAGACUCUUUAACUAUGCUAACUGGGAAGUGCUUCGCUUCCUUCUAUCCAACUUAAGGUGGUGGCUCGAGGAGUUUAAAUUUGAUGGAUUCCGAUUUGAUGGAGUUACAUCAAUGUUGUAUCAUCAUCACGGGAUCAACGUGACAUUUACAGGGAAUUAUGACGAGUACUUCAGUGAGGCGACAGAUGUUGAUGCUAUUGUUUAUUUGAUGUUGGCCAAUUCUCUGAUACACAGUAUCUUACCGGAUGCAACUGUAAUUGCUGAAGAUGUCUCAGGCAUGCCAGGACUUAGUCGACCUGUCUCAGAGGGGGGUGUUGGCUUUGAUUACCGUCUGGCCAUGGCCAUUCCUGACAAAUGGAUUGAUUACUUGAAGAAUAAGAAUGAUGAAGAAUGGUCAAUGAAUGACAUAUCAUGGAACUUGACAAAUAGGAGAUACACUGAAAAGUGUAUAUCUUAUGCCGAGAGUCAUGAUCAGGCCAUUGUCGGUGAUAAGACUAUUUCAUUUCUUUUAAUGGACAAAGAAAUGUACUCUGGUAUGUCUUGUUUAGCAGAUGCUUCUCCUACUAUCGAACGAGGGAUCGCACUUCACAAGAUGGUACAUUUUAUAACUAUGGCAUUAGGAGGUGAAGGGUACCUUAAUUUUAUGGGAAAUGAGUUUGGCCAUCCUGAGUGGAUCGAUUUCCCAAGAGAAGGCAAUGGUUGGAGUUAUGAAAAAUGUAGAAGACAAUGGAAUCUUAUUGAUACUAAUCACUUGAGAUACAAGUUCUUGAAUGCAUUUGACCGAGCUAUGAACUUGCUUGAUGAUAAGUAUCCAUUUCUUUCAUCCACAAAGCAGAUUGUCAGCAGCACAAAUGAAGAAGACAAGGUGAUUGUCUUUGAGCGUGGAGAUCUGGUUUUUGUAUUCAAUUUUCAUCCAGACAAUUCAUAUGAUGGGUACAAAGUUGGGUGUGACUUACCAGGGAAGUACAGAGUGGCACUGGAUAGCGAUGCUUGGGAAUUUGGUGGACAUGGAAGAGUGGGCCAUGAUGUAGACCAUUUCACAUCUCCUGAAGGAAUACCAGGAGUGCCUGAAACAAAUUUCAACAACCGUCCUCACUCCUUCAAAGUGCUCUCACCGCCUCGCACAUGUGUGGUCUAUUACAGAGUGGAAGAAAAUCAGGUAGAAAACAGUAACCCAGCUUUGAUCAGUGCUGAUAAGAUAGCAGCUGGAGAUGCUGUAGUUGAGCAGGAGGAUGUUGAAGAAUCAGCUCCUGGGGAACAUCCUGAUUUCCGAGGUAGCAAAGCAGACGAUGUCUUCUGAGGAAGAUGCAGAUAUUGGUGGUACACACAAAGUAGAGGCUCUAAAAACCCAACCGAAGACACAAACCCAAUUAUGAAUCUUCUGCGCAACGGUACAAAUCCGACUAGUUGUUUUAAGUGUUUAAUUUUGCAAUUAAGUGACUAGAAAUAUGUAUUCCGAGAUUUUCUAUAUAACUUUUAAGUUUUGUAGAGAAGACUAUCGUAAUCUACAACUCUGACUGUGUAUCAUAUUUUGGCUGAGACCACAGCUGCAAUAGACAAUAAAUCUUGUUGAGAUUUAAGGGCAUCAA